GCGCCAAAACUGUGAAGGAGGAGAGAAGAAGGGUCGGCGGUGACUCUUGCCAGGUAUUGUCUUGUGUGAAACCGCCACUUUCUUCUCUCUCCUUGUCAUCUACCUUCCCCUUUCUUCUCUCUAUAUUCGCGAAAUUCCUUUUAUCUCAGAGAGAAUACUGGGAGGAGAAGGAGCAACUGGCUUAUCGAAGCCCUUAGCACUUAUUUGUGGUGCCUUCCUUUUUGGCGGCUGAAAGAGUAUGAGCGGCUCAGUUGCUUCACUGCCUUCAAUUGCGAGUAGGAAAAGAACUGAAGAAAGAGAACAGGAUAUUCAGUUUCUGACAAAAAGUAAAAGAAACAAGCAGUCUCUGUGUGAAAUUGCUGAAAAUAUGUAUAUGGAACCUUUCUCUUUGUCUUGCAAGGAGAAUGUACCACCACCAGUUGGGCUAACUUUAAGGCAAGGAGGAGGAGUUUUGCAGACACUCUCCACCUCUCAUCAAACUCCUCAGACACCCCCACCUCCUCUCUCCUCCUCCAGUGGCCAUGAGGUCUUAAAAGGAGAGGAGAAGAAGAAAAGGAUUAACAGCUCUUCUCUUUCUUCUCCUUCUCCUAUUCUGACAAGAGGGGUUGCACCAAUGCUAGCACGUGUAGCGCCCUCUCCCAUUACCUUCUUACCAUCUCCGCUUCCAUCUUUGUCAUGGACAGAUUCAACUAAUCUUUGGAGAGAAAUGAGACUUAAAGAUACAUCACAAGCAGCUCCUGGAACAGAACUGAGACUACGGCAUCCCUCUAUAAUGCCUACAAUGCGAACUAUAUUGCUUGAUUGGAUGUUGGAGGUUUGUGAAGAAUAUAGGAUACACAGAGAGACAUAUUAUUUGUCUCUUGAACUUUUUGAUCGUUUUAUGGACACCCAGACCAAUGUCCAAAAAGAGCAGUUGCAACUAAUAGGAGUCACUUGUCUUUUUAUAGCAUCGAAGAUAGAGGAAAUCUAUCCUCCUAAACUAGCUGAUUUUGCAUAUGUGACUGAUGGUGCCUGCAACAGUGAAGAGAUAGUAUUCAUGGAACUAAUGAUAUGCAAAGCUCUUAAAUGGAGAUUGCAUCAUUGCUCAGUAUCUGUGAAUACUUGGGUUAACCUGUAUAUGCAACUUGUGAGCAGUUACUUCAGGCCACAUGGACUGAAGGCAAGAGAAUUUGAGUAUCCUGCCUUUUCUCCGUUUGAGUUUAUUAGAGUAAUGCAGGUAUUAGACCUGUGUACAUUAGAUAUAACUAGUAGGCAAUUCUGCAACAGUAUACUUGCUGCUUCAGCUCUUUAUUUGGUAUCUGAGAAAUGUCAAAUGCAUCUUAAUCUUGUCACAGGCUUUCAACUUGCUGAUAUUCAUGUUUGUGUACAAUGGCUAAAUGCUUUUGUAUCUGUGAUCAAUAGGAUGGCACAACCUGUGCAGAAAGCAUUUAGAGGAGUAAUUCUACAAGAUGCUCAUAACAUUCAAACACAUGAAGUUAACAUUAACAUGUUGGAAGAAGCACAAGAUAUCAUCAAAUAUCAAGAAAUGAUAGCUGACACAGCAGGUGGAGGAAGAGGACUUAAAAGCAACCAGCAAGUUGUUCCAAUGGAUUGUUCAGCUCUUAUGACACCACCUCGACAAGAAAGAAGAUGUCUGGCACCUAUUAACAGCACGACUACAAUUGUAUGAGGAUAAGAGGAUUGUUGGAGGAGAAAGUGGAGGACACAAGGGUUACAUUUCUUGUAUGCAUGUUGAAAUUUACAAGUGACUAGGCGUUAUUAAUUUCAUUUUCUUUGGCAACGAACAAGGGACUUUUUUCAAAAGACUUACUUUGUUGUACAUUAUCAAAAAUUAUGAAAAGCAUGCUUUUAUUUUUUACAUUUCCAAUCAUUUUGUGUUAACAGCUACUUUAUGUAUCUUUUUCAUGUACUGGUACAUGUAUGCACUCUCAUCCUGAUUGUUUUUGAACUAACUUUUACACACUUUAAAGUUUACUUCUUUCACUCUGGCUCCCUCCAUUUUAUUUUAUUUAUUGUACAUGUUUUAUUUACAUGUAUUGUCAUUAUUAUUUUAAUAUCAAAUUUAAUGUCUAAGAGGA
Messenger RNA from Amphimedon queenslandica, 2078 nucleotides. Its product is annotated as G1/S-specific cyclin-E1-like. The record is from RefSeq and is a predicted model, not a curated record. Bases 239 to 1669 code for a protein of 476 amino acids. The transcript is spliced from 9 exons. NCBI's taxonomy places the organism in Eukaryota, Metazoa, Porifera, Demospongiae, Haplosclerida, Niphatidae.